UGCGAAGCCCAGGAGGGUUGGGCAAUUGUGGUUUCCUCUGAGUCCGAGGACCCAGGUCGCUGGCCCUGCUCAGGGUGUCUUGGGGCUCCGUGUGCUCGGGCAUGGAAGACACCGUCGUGCGGCCCUCGGUGUUCGUGGUGGAUGGACAGACUGACAUCCCAUUCCGGAAGCUGGGGAGAAGCCCCCAGAAACAACCCUGCAGUGCAGCCCGGGUGGGCCUGGGUCUCCUGCUUCUGCUGCUGGGGGCCGGGCUGGCUAUCCAAGGCUGGUUCCUUCUGCAGCUGCACUGGCGCCUGGAGGAGAUGGUCACCCACCUGCCGAGCAGCGACGCAGGCUCCUGGGAACAGAUGGUGCAAGAGCAGAGACCCCAUCAGACCAAUCCAGCAGCACACCUCACAGGAGCCAACUCCAGCUUGACGAGCCGUGGAGGACCGCUGCUGUGGGAGACACGGCUGGGCCUGGCCUUCCUGAGGGGACUCACCUACCACAAUGGGGCCCUGGUGACCUCCCAGGCUGGUUACUAUUACAUCUACUCGAAGGUGCAACUGGGUGGCGUGGACUGCCCAGAGAGGCUGGCCAGCGGCAUGCCUGUCACCCAUGGCCUAUACAAGCGUACGCCCCGCUACCCCGAGGAAUUGGAGUUGCUGGUCAGCCGGCGGUCACCCUGUGGGCGGGCAACCAGCUCCCGCGUCUGGUGGGACAGCAGCUUCCUGGGUGGCGUGGUGCAUUUGGAGGCCGGAGAGGAGGUGGUCGUCCGUGUGCCGAACCAACGUCUGGUCCAGCUCCGGGAUGGCACCCGAUCCUACUUCGGAGCUUUCAUGGUGUGAAGGAAGGCGUAAUGGUGGAUCAAAUGGGGGUCUGACAAGCAGAGACGUCACGAGACACAAAGCCCAGCAAGCAGAGGAUCUUGGGGGGAGACCUCAGGGAACCCACAACUCAGCAGCCGGAAGUUUCAGCAGACACCAUCAGGAGUCAAGGACUCAGAUACUCCAAGAGGUUAAAGACCCACCAGGUACCUCUGAAGGAUCCUUGUAGACCUGACCAUGCCACAGACAAUGCUAAAGACAAUGACAAAGAGACUUUGACCCCAGGGUGGGGUAAAAUUAAUUUGCCUGAUAUUCAGGAAGAGGGGUAAGGGGAGGGUAUUUAUAUUUUUGAUUCAGAAGAAAAUGGGACCUAGGAUUCCAAGGACUUAGCUGGGGACAGGAAACAUCAUCAACUUCCCCACUUUCAUGAACGUGGGCAGAGAUUUAUCAGCACUCACAUGCAAAAAGCCCAGCCCAGUCCUGCCAACAAUCAUGUCACAGACUCGAGGUCCACCCACGAAAUCGUGACCACACUUCAGCCUGGUCAUGAAAAGUUACACCAAGAGACACGGGCACAGCAAUGCAUUGCUAAACAUUUAACAAGCAGCUCUCCUGGGAGGCGGAGGCCUUGUAGUGUUUACCAAUUCCCAUGGUGUAAAUACUCCCUCCAAAGCUGAUUUCCAGCUACCAAGAUAUCGUUGGACAGCUGACUGUUUCCUGUCACUGCUAAGUGAACUCAUCCCACUAGGAUGCCAUUGCUUGGUUCUCGGCACCUGGCCCAAGGCCAGACAGAUGGCAGAUCCUCAGGAAAUGCCUUCUGAUUUUAUGAAAGGAAGGAGGAAAUAAUGACCACACAGGCACACCUGUGAUAGUUCCACACAGCAGAGAAUCUAAGUCGUGGCUCCCCAAUCCCACUCACUCUUUCUUAACUACGGACUCAUGCACACAGUGUCAGAUUUACACGGAACUGCUCAGUCACUCUUAAAUCAUAGCAUUGUAGUCAUCGCUACUGCUUGACAAUUACAUAUAACACAAUUAUGCAAAGCUCACAGCCAGCCUCGUAACUACACAUUCACCCCCAUGGGUGUUAUUUGGUAAUGCUCAUACCAGAUGCACAUAGGCCACAUCAUGGUCAUACCUGGUUACACACACACACACACACACACACACACACAGUCUGAAGAUCCUCCCCAGCCAAGACUAACACAUCUUGGAGUUAUGACUGAACUUUGUUCACAGCCUU
This is a messenger RNA of Tupaia belangeri chinensis (Chinese tree shrew), 2049 nucleotides long. It is a transcript of the gene TNFSF14, whose product is annotated as TNF superfamily member 14. Gene Ontology annotation, cellular component: membrane. The transcript has 4 exons. The record is from RefSeq and is a predicted model, not a curated record. Bases 102 to 827 code for a protein of 241 amino acids. NCBI's taxonomy places the organism in Eukaryota, Metazoa, Chordata, Mammalia, Scandentia, Tupaiidae. Gene Ontology annotation, biological process: immune response. Gene Ontology annotation, molecular function: tumor necrosis factor receptor binding.